UCAACCCGGAAGCCCAAAAUUUGGGUAAGCGUUCAAUUGCUUCGUUCGUCUUCUGUGUGCGUCUGUGGAGUCCGCAAGAUUCAGAUCUAGAAGAAGGAGCUUGGACGAAGCAAGAGUGAAGCAUGGCAGCACCAGAUCACUUGUUCAAUCUCAGAAAUAAUUUCUAUCUGGGAGCGUAUCAGGCGGCAAUUAACAACAGUGAUCUCCCCAAUCUAUCCCCCGAUGACGCAGUCGAGAGGGAUUCCAUUGUUUUCCGCUCUUACAUUGCCCUUGGCAGCUACCAGCUAGCGAUCAACGAGAUCGACUCAUCCGCCGCGACGCCUCUCCAAGCCGUCAAAUUGCUCGCUCUUUAUCUCUCUGAUCCCAACAACAAGGAAUCUACCAUUGCAAGUCUACAUGAAUGGUUAUCAGAUUCAGCUAUUGGAAACAAUCCUACUUUGAGGCUUAUUGCUGGAAUCAUAUUCAUGCACGAGCAAGAUUAUAAUGAGGCCCUGAAACACACAAAUGCUGGAGGGACCAUGGAAUUGCAUGCUCUGAAUGUUCAAAUAUUUCUUAAGAUGCAUAGGUCAGAUUAUGCAGAGAGACAACUGAGAGUUAUGCAACAGACUGAUGAGGACCACACAUUAACACAACUUGCAAAUGCUUGGUUAAAUCUGGCAGUGGGUGGUUCAAAGAUACAGGAAGCAUAUCUCAUCUUCCAGGAUUUCUCUGAAAAGUAUCCCAUGACAAGCUUGAUUCUGAAUGGAAGGGCUGUAUGCUGCAUGCAUAUGGGAAACUUUGAUGAAGCCGAGACACUUCUUCUUGAAGCAUUGAACAAGGAUGCAAAAGAUCCAGAAACUCUGGCCAAUCUAGUCGUGUGCAGUCUUCACCUUGGAAAAUCAACUUCUCGUUUUCUCAGCCAAUUGAAACUUUCACAUCCAGACCACUUGCUUGUUAAACGCAUCUCGGCUGCUGAUGAGAACUUUGAUAGAGCAGUUCAAUCCAUUGCUUAGAGACCCUUGCUGCUUCUUGAGAAACAGAUGAACGAUGUUUGCUAGUGUUAAUCGACGGUCUUCAACCCUCAAAGGGCUGUUUGCUGUUAUUUGGGGCUGUUGAUUUUGCUCAAACUAUGUGGCUAUUAAAUACCGAAUCAAACUAAAAAUUUGACAGUAGAAGUUAGUUUACUGCGCAUGAUUCUUGUCAUUUUUGUACUGAGCUUCCUUUAUAUGAUACAUGAUUAUUUCACAUAAUGCUUUAGCAUUUUCAUUCCU
Molecule: messenger RNA, 1250 nt
Organism: Momordica charantia (bitter melon)
Lineage: Eukaryota; Viridiplantae; Streptophyta; Magnoliopsida; Cucurbitales; Cucurbitaceae
Product: coatomer subunit epsilon-2
Biological process (GO): intra-Golgi vesicle-mediated transport; retrograde vesicle-mediated transport, Golgi to endoplasmic reticulum; endoplasmic reticulum to Golgi vesicle-mediated transport
Cellular component (GO): COPI vesicle coat
Molecular function (GO): protein binding; structural molecule activity
Source: RefSeq, a predicted model, not a curated record